Molecule: messenger RNA, 1162 nt
Organism: Acromyrmex echinatior (Panamanian leafcutter ant)
Lineage: Eukaryota; Metazoa; Arthropoda; Insecta; Hymenoptera; Formicidae
Source: RefSeq, a predicted model, not a curated record
UUUUGAUCUCUGGCAGCACUGGUUGGUGUUUCUAACCUUCCAAUGCAUCAAGUAUAGGAUGAUGAGUCUUACAUAACCUUAGCAUGAAUUGUAGGAUCUAAAAUAAAAAAUUUUACGACUUAUGUGCAGCAGAUUGCAAGAUAGCGGCCGCAAGUUUCGAAUUAAUUUCUAAUAACAGGAAAUAUAAUUUAAAAAGAAGAAAAUUGUAUUUGUAGAAUGACAUUUAUGUCGAUACUGAUAAAUUGUAUGUUUUAGAUCUAAUCUUUAAUAUGCCUGUAGCCUUCAUACAAUCCUCAUUUAAAUUUAAUAUGUUGCUCUCCACAAAGUCACAAUUAGCGCGACUUUACUCGACGCAACAACACAUUAGGAAGAAUCAUUAUGACGUAUUAAAUAUCACGCCACAUGCUACUCAAAAUGAAAUAAAAUCGGCAUAUUACAAGCUAACUCUGCAAUAUCAUCCUGACAAGAAUAAAAGCGAAUAUGCCAAACAAAAGUUUCAGGAUAUCUCAGACGCUUAUGAAGUGCUCAGCAAUCAUUAUCAGCGUAAAAUUUAUGAUCGAAAUACAAUGAUACGUCGACAACCAGUAUCGACUACUCAGGAGCCCAUUUCCGAUUACAAAGACAAAGUUUAUUCAGGAUCGUCAAAAAUUUAUAAUUUUGACGCGUGGACGCACGCACAUUAUGGAAAGCAAAUGUACGCAGCACGUCUCAGGAGACAGACAUAUGAGAACAUUAAAAUAAUAGAAGAAAUAAUUAUUCAUUCACAUUAUGAUGAAGAAGAGAAGAUGAAGAAAACAAGAUAUUUUAUAUAGUUAAGAAAUGUGCUAUGUAUUGUGAUAGAAAUUGUUAUUAAUAGCAUGCAGUUAAUGCAUUCAAAUAUGCAUAUCCACAUAUAAACUUUUAGAUAUUUCAAAUGGAGCAUAGACAAUAUUUUAGAAAUAUUAGCAUACUAAAACAUUGUCUAUCAUCAAUAGCUAAAUAACGAAGAAUUUAAAUGUAUAUAUAAUAAUCAGCACUUUUACAACAUGUCAUCAAUAUAAAAAUAGUGAAAAAUUAAUAUGCAAAAGACAUAAUACGCAAAGAGCAUCGAAUACUUUGUAAUCAAGGAAAUGUAAGUGAAAAAUCGUAAAAACAAAUAAAUACAUAACACUUUUCACAUUAA